Messenger RNA from Cuscuta epithymum, 877 nucleotides. Lineage: Eukaryota; Viridiplantae; Streptophyta; Magnoliopsida; Solanales; Convolvulaceae. The record is from the annotation of a GenBank genome assembly.
CAAUUGCAGCAGCUAUCAUGACUAUGCGUAGAGUGAAAUUUAUUCCCAAAUCGGCGGGAAAAAUUUCAACCUCUAAUUCUUACGAGGGUUUAACGGCGACACUGGCGGACAACGACGAUAUUGACGAUGACAUUCAAGAGCAAAGUCCUCCUGGGAGAUUCUGGGUAGGACUGGUGAAGCCAGUGGUAAUCAUAACACCGAAACCGAAAGUGCUGAAGCUUAGGGAGGAGGACCCUGAAGAUAGCGAGAGCCGCGAGGAAGUCUUUUACGAUGCGCUAGAUGAUUUCUUGGAAGAUGAAGACUCUGACGAGGAAGAAGAGGAGUUCUGGGACGCCGCCUCAUCAUAGCCGUCCUGUUAUGACUAAAUUCACUAUUGCGCUCAAGGAAAUCGGAAAUACAAGGAAGUUCUUAGGUCUCAGGUUGAGCACUUGUUGAAUGAUCGACUGUUGCAAUUUGUUAACAUAGAUUUGCAUGAUGUCAAGCUGCAAAGCAUGGAAGAAAGUGCUGAAUCUUAGUAGUUAGAGUAGAAGUCAUAUAGUUUACAGGGAAGGGAUAUGAUGGUGAUAUUGCUUUUGCAAGUGCUCUGGAAACUUUUGGUUGGGGGCACAAUGACCCUAUUAUUGUUGCUUUCCAAUCAAGGAGAGAAGACUUUAUUAGCUCCAUGAGUUUUUAUUCCAGAUUCUCACCAUAUAUAAUCACAAUCAUCAUAUUCUUUCCAAUAAAUCACUUCAUUGAUAUUUUUUCCAGAUUGUUGUGCUAUUAAGUACAUUGUUGUAUUAGUGUUACGUUACUAAUUAUGUACGUAAGUAACAUACUAAUUCAGCCUCGCAACCUCCUAUAACAGUUUUUGUUGAAACUUUUUAGUUUUUUUUUUGUC